AUCCAAAUAAAAUCAAUAAUGGUACUACUUUGGUUAAUUCUGGACAUAGGAUAACUAUCACGAAUGGUGGGCAACCGACUUUUACUAAUGGUAGUCCUGUUGCACCGUCACAACAAGCAACACAUCUUAAUGUACAAUCUACACGUCCCCAUAUGAGCAUAAAUAAUCCUAGAGGACUUUCUAAUGAACAAUUUGUUGACCAAAAUAAUAUGCAGAUGGCAAUGCAACGUACAAUAUAUGCCAUGCGCGCACAACAGCCAGAACUGACGCAACCUCAGUCACAAGAUCAAACUCAGAAUCAAACACAAAAUCAGAUACAAAUUAGUUCUAACGUUUCUACAAACAAUCAGGCACAAACCAAUAAUAGUUCAGCGAUGCGACAGUCAAUUUCUGUACCUCGUGGAACGCUCGUCAGAGCUAGUAACAUAGUAACACCGUCAACAGCUGCUAAUCAAACUUCAAUUCAAACUAUAAUUGUACCUAGCGUCGGUUCGAACGGCCAGCCAAAUUCUUCCUCUCAACAAAUUCAGAAUAACGGGACAAACAACAUAGUACCAACCAAUGGAUCAUCGAACCUCAGACAGGGUAAUGUACAGGCAAAUAGCGGUACCAGUCUACUGAGACACAUGAAUGCUCAAAAUUUUGUACACCAAAGUGGUGUUGUUGGUAACAAUAAUAUGGUACGUGCCGCUGGGUUUCCUUUAGCAAGAUUUGACCGAGAUAGUUUACAAGCCUUUGGAAUUUUACCCGACUCCGUUCAGCAGGUUAAUAGUGCAUCAAAUCCAAACAUUAGACAAACUAAUAUGAUGUCACCAAAUGGGCAAAAUAAUGUAAACAGUAUGCGACAAAGCUUUCUUAUGUCUAAUGGUGCAGUUUCUGUGGCUAGCAACAUGGCACAAAUUAACCAACGUCCUGUAGUUAUUUCUAAUGGGACGGUCUCUGCGGCUUUCGUUCCAAAUUUAAAUGUCCGUCAAAUGCAGACGAAUGUUCAACCUAGUAUUAAUCUUCGACCAAUGACGCCAAAUGGCAUUCGACAAGUCCAUCCGAACGGAGCAUCAAGCCAAGGUUUGCGUCAGAAUAUUGUAGUGCCUACUAAUGGGUUUAUGAAUGCAAACCCGGUUCAGCUGUCAUCGAAUGUAUCGAUUAGUAAUUUGCGGCAACCUAACAUACCUAGUCAGGCGUCACCAACUAGAGAUUCAACGAAUGGAAU
Molecule: messenger RNA, 1210 nt
Organism: Racocetra persica
Lineage: Eukaryota; Fungi; Glomeromycota; Glomeromycetes; Diversisporales; Gigasporaceae
Source: the annotation of a GenBank genome assembly